AUCCACAGGAGCGGACGAGCUCGCGUUUCAUCUAGUUAGAAAACAGAGUGUGAUAUGGCGACGUCGCAAAGCUCAUGGCUCCUCAGACAUGCUUGUCCACUAGCGAUGCCAUGGACAAGAACAGGGAAUAAUAUAGGCCUCCAAGUGGCCAACAUCACCUACUGGAGAUGCAGUAAGAGAAGCACGCGCACCGGCCGGAGCGCCGCCGUUGCGGUUAGGCACGAAGAGGAGGGCACCGACGAUGAAUGGCUCAUGUACCUGGAGCCGGCGAAGCUAGAGGUGUUCGAUCAUCUGGAGCCUUGGGCGGAGGUGAAUGUGGUGCCGCUCCUUAAGCCCGCGGAGGUGGCAUGGCAGCCGACGGACUUGCUGCCGGACCUGGCGUCGCUGGGCGCCGACGGCUUUCACGCGGCGUGCUCCGAUAUCAACGCGCGCGCGGCCAGCCUGCCCGACGCGCACCUCGUCUGCCUCGUGGGGAACAUGGUGACGGAGGAGGCGCUGCCGACGUACCAGAGUAUACCCAACCGCUUCGAGGCCGUGCGCGACCUCACCGGCUCCAGCGGUACGGCCUGGGCACGCUGGAUCCGCGGCUGGUCAGCCGAGGAGAACCGCCACGGCGACGUGCUCAACAAGUACCUCUUCCUCUCCGGCCGCGUUGACAUGCGGCAGGUCAAGAGGACGAUCCACAACCUCAUCCAGUCCGGCAUGGUCAUGAACGCCGCGCGGAGCCCCUACCACGGCUUCAUCUACGUCGCCUUCCAGGAGCGCGCCACCUCCAUCUCCCAUGGCAACACGGCGCGGCGCGCCAAGGAGCAUGGCGACCUGUUGCUCGCGCGUAUAUGUGGCGCCAUCGCCGCCGACGAGAAGCGCCACGAGCUGGCCUACACGCGCAUCGUGGGGAAGCUGUUUGAGAUCGACCCAGAUGGCGCAGUGCGCGCACUGGCGUACAUGCUGCGUCGUCGGAUCAUCAUGCCGGCCUCCCUUAUGACUGACGGACGCGAUAGCGACCUCUUCACGCAAUACGGGGCCGUGGCACAGCAGGCCGGCAUUUACACUGCCUCCGACUACCGCAACAUUUUAGAGCAUCUCAUAAAUCAGUGGGGAGUGGAAGAGCUGGUGGCCGCCGGGCUCUCCGACGAGGGUAGGCGCGCGGGGGACUAUGUGUGCGCACUCCCACAAAAAAUCCGAAGGUUGGAGAAGAAGGCCCACGAACGUAAUGACAAGAAGGGCCAGCCCACAGCAUCCAUCCCAUUUAGUUGGAUCUUUGAUAGGCCCGUCAACAUUACCGUGGCCUAAUAAAAUUAUCUCUUACCCUAACAAUAUUUAAAUAAAUUUUACUAUGAAAAAACCCCCUCCAUUUCUCGAUGCUAUAUUUAGGAGGAAUUAAACAUUAUUCAUCUAUAGUUUGCCAUUGCAAAUGGCGCUGUCGAAAUUACUAUAUCAUACUGUUACAUUAGUAUUGUACUACAUAUUAUAAAAAG
This is a messenger RNA of Triticum dicoccoides, 1478 nucleotides long. RefSeq names its product acyl-[acyl-carrier-protein] desaturase 7, chloroplastic-like. Gene Ontology annotation, cellular component: chloroplast stroma. Bases 55 to 1293 code for a protein of 412 amino acids. Gene Ontology annotation, biological process: fatty acid metabolic process. Gene Ontology annotation, molecular function: stearoyl-[ACP] desaturase activity. The transcript has 2 exons. The record is from RefSeq and is a predicted model, not a curated record. Lineage: Eukaryota; Viridiplantae; Streptophyta; Magnoliopsida; Poales; Poaceae.